Molecule: messenger RNA, 627 nt
Organism: Lipotes vexillifer (Yangtze River dolphin)
Lineage: Eukaryota; Metazoa; Chordata; Mammalia; Artiodactyla; Lipotidae
Gene: DEPP1
Product: DEPP autophagy regulator 1
Exons: 1
Coding region: 1-627 (208 amino acids)
Biological process (GO): regulation of autophagy
Cellular component (GO): mitochondrion
Source: RefSeq, a predicted model, not a curated record
AUGAGGUCCCGGCUUUUGCUUUCCGUGGCCCACCUGCCCACAAUUCGGGAGACCUUGGAGGAGAUGCUGCCCGGUGGGCCUGGAGAGGACCCCCCCGCCUCCCCUAGCCUGGAUGACUACGUAAAGUCCAUCUGUCAGCUGGCGCAGCCCACCUCAGUGCCGGAUGAGGCUGCAGCCAGGGUCCGACCCAGUAGACCCCACCGGCCAGCCCGUUCCCGUGAGAAGAGCUGCACCACUGGGUCCCUACAGGACAUCACCACCCGCUUCAGUGGCCAGCAGCCCACACUGCCCGGGGCCAGCACUGUGGACCCCCUGGACUGGCUCUUUGGGGAGUCUCAGGAAAAUCAGCCAAGUGGGCGGGACAUGCCAAGGAGGACUGGAUCCUCUGCUGACCCCUGGGCUUCAUGCAGACAAACGGACAGUGGCAAGGCCCGGGGGGCCCCCAGAGGGAGGCUGAGUGAUGUCAGGGCUCCAGGGCACUCACUGCUGAGACUGCAGAAGGACUGGCACCAGUGCUCCCAGGCUUCUGGGCAACCUGGCCAAGAUGCAGUUUCCCCAACAAGCCCCCGUCCCAGCAGCGUCCUUAGAACUCUCUAUUUGCACCUCCCCGUGAUCCAUGAACUCUGA